AGAUGGUGAGUGAGGAGGAGCAGAAUCCUCAGCGGGAAGAGGCUGAGCAAAUACAACCAUAUGCAGUCAGAUCCAAAGGAAAUGUGUCCCGGAGUCAUGAGCAGGGAAAAGCCUGUGAGCAUCAGCACAAGUCAGAGAAGUGGCAGGAAAACCAGUCAAGGGAGAAAGUUGGAAAAUCUGUUAAUUGUGAGGGAACUCAGAAGGGUCUCAAGGAAACCAAAGCCCAGCAGAGCAUCCCUGUAGGAGAGAGAAAUAACACAUGCUCUGAGUGUGGGAAAAACUUCCACAGCCACUCACACCUUAUUAGACAUGAGAGAGUCCAUACUGGAGAGAGACCCUAUGUAUGCUGUCAGUGUCGGAAAAGCUUCACUCAGCGCUCACACCUUCUUACACAUCAGAGAAUCCACACAGAAGAGAGCCCCUAUGAAUGCCAUCAGUGUGGAAAAAGCUUCAAGGAGAGAUCAAACCUUAUUACACAUCAAAGAAUCCAUACAGGGGAGAGACCCUAUGAAUGCUGUUAGUGCGGGAAAACCUUCAAUCACAGCUCAGCC
Messenger RNA from Dermochelys coriacea (leatherback sea turtle), 551 nucleotides. Its product is annotated as zinc finger protein 22-like. Gene Ontology annotation, biological process: regulation of transcription by RNA polymerase II. Gene Ontology annotation, molecular function: DNA-binding transcription factor activity, RNA polymerase II-specific; RNA polymerase II cis-regulatory region sequence-specific DNA binding. Bases 3 to 521 code for a protein of 172 amino acids. The record is from RefSeq and is a predicted model, not a curated record. The transcript has a single exon. Lineage: Eukaryota; Metazoa; Chordata; Testudines; Dermochelyidae.